Enhydra lutris kenyoni (northern sea otter) is the source of this 4162-nucleotide messenger RNA. RefSeq names its product solute carrier family 7 member 8. The record is from RefSeq and is a predicted model, not a curated record. Gene Ontology annotation, molecular function: L-amino acid transmembrane transporter activity; neutral L-amino acid transmembrane transporter activity. Gene Ontology annotation, cellular component: membrane. The transcript is spliced from 11 exons. Lineage: Eukaryota; Metazoa; Chordata; Mammalia; Carnivora; Mustelidae. Gene Ontology annotation, biological process: neutral amino acid transport; amino acid transmembrane transport. Bases 707 to 2311 code for a protein of 534 amino acids.
GUCUGUGCUGUGAGGACUGACGGAGCUCAGAAGAAAGAAAACAAGGACAGAAAAACAAACGAGACAGAAGAGGACAUCUGGAAAAAGCGGAAGGCAGAAGACAGGGAGGGGGAAACAAACCCGCAGCAGGUGGAAACAAGAUCUAGAGCAAACCGGUCUGGUCCACAGUUGUUUUUCUGGAAGAGAAGAAAGUACCGGAGGAUUGCCUGUUUUUCCUUCAGUUAAUGAAAACUCUUAUCUUCAUCAAAAAGAAAAGGCUAAGGGGAGGUAAAGACAAUCUUUGUUUUCUUAGGGGCAGAGCUGAGUGAAACCCAGACUAUCUUUGAAGAGUCUAAAAUAAGCCACUGCCUGGUACACAUUGCAGAACCAUCCUGGUCUCUGAAGAUCUACAUUCCCUUCAGGAAAAUUCCAGCCAGAGUAGCUGGUACAGUUCUAUUUUUAUAUUUAAAUAUUUAUGUCUCUUCCCUCCCCCCUUUUAACAGUCCUUUCCUUGUUCUAAGCACGAGUGACAAGAAAGUGUCAAUACGGAAUAGGAAUAUUUUCAGUUUUCUCUUUAUCUGCCUGAGUCUUUUUUAAGAGCGGUAGGAGUGGUCCCUGUUUCAGAAAAAGACGUUUCAAUUUGAAAGACAGUCUCUUAAAAUAUAUUUACACCCACACUUAUUCAAAAAGAGAGAUACCUUUCGGAGGUGGAAAUCCUAGGAGAAAGAUGGAAAAAGGAGCCAGGCACCGAAACAACACUGAAAAGAACCACCCAGGUGGAAGCGAGUCGGAGGCCAGCCCUGAGUCUGGUUCCGGAGGAGGCGGAGUAGCCCUGAAGAAAGAGAUUGGAUUGGUCAGUGCUUGUGGUAUCAUUGUAGGGAACAUCAUUGGCUCUGGAAUCUUCGUCUCGCCGAAAGGUGUGCUGGAGAACGCUGGCUCUGUGGGUCUCGCUCUCAUUGUCUGGAUUGUGACUGGUCUCAUCACCGCUGUGGGAGCCCUGUGCUAUGCUGAGCUUGGGGUCACCAUCCCCAAAUCUGGAGGUGAUUACUCCUACGUCAAGGACAUCUUUGGAGGACUGGCUGGGUUCCUGAGACUAUGGAUUGCAGUGCUGGUGAUCUACCCCACCAACCAGGCUGUUAUCGCCCUCACCUUCUCCAACUAUGUGCUGCAGCCGCUCUUCCCCACCUGCUUCCCCCCGGAGUCUGGCCUUCGACUCCUGGCUGCCAUCUGCUUAUUGCUCCUCACGUGGGUCAACUGUGCCAGUGUUCGGUGGGCCACCCGGGUUCAAGACAUUUUCACAGCUGGGAAACUCCUGGCCCUGGCCCUGAUCAUCAUCAUGGGAGUUGUCCAGAUCUGCAAAGGAGAGUAUUUCUGGCUGGAACCAAAGAACGCAUUUGAGAAUUUCCAAGAACCCAACAUCGGCCUCAUCGCACUGGCUUUCCUUCAGGGCUCCUUUGCUUACGGAGGCUGGAACUUUCUUAAUUACGUGACUGAGGAACUUGUUGAUCCCUACAAGAACCUUCCCAGAGCCAUCUUCAUCUCCAUCCCACUGGUCACAUUUGUGUAUGUCUUUGCCAAUGUCGCUUAUGUCACUGCAAUGUCCCCCCAGGAGCUGCUGGCAUCAAACGCAGUCGCUGUGACAUUCGGAGAGAAACUCCUAGGGGUCAUGGCCUGGAUCAUGCCCAUUUCUGUUGCCCUGUCCACAUUUGGAGGAGUCAAUGGGUCUCUCUUCACCUCUUCCCGGCUGUUCUUUGCUGGAGCCAGGGAGGGCCACCUUCCCAGCGUGCUGGCCAUGAUCCACGUGAAGCGCUGCACCCCAAUCCCGGCCUUGCUAUUCACAUGCAUCUCAACCCUGCUGAUGCUGGUCACCAGCGACAUGUACACCCUCAUCAACUACGUGGGCUUCAUCAACUACCUCUUCUAUGGAGUCACAAUUGCGGGACAGAUCGUUCUUCGCUGGCAGAAGCCUGACAUCCCCCGCCCUAUCAAGAUCAACCUGCUGUUCCCCAUCAUCUACCUGCUGUUCUGGGCCUUCCUGCUGAUCUUUAGCCUGUGGUCAGAGCCCGUGGUAUGUGGCACUGGCCUGGCCAUCAUGCUGACAGGAGUGCCCGUCUAUUUCCUGGGUGUUUACUGGCAACACAAGCCCAAGUGUUUCAAUAACUUCAUUGAGUCACUAACCCUCGUGAGCCAGAAGAUGUGUGUGGUUGUGUACCCCGAGAUGGAAGCAGGCUCGGGGAAAGAGGAGAUAAAUGAGGACACAGAGGAGCAGCGGCAGCCCAUCUACCAACCCAUGGCCUCCAAGGACAAGGACUCGGAGCAGCCCCAACCCUGAGAACCACCACCGCCUCUCAGCUGGCUACUUCCUCCUAUACCCCAUUUUUGCUCUCCUUCCUUGCCUAGGUCCCCCCAACACACACACACACACACACGAAACUAUAGACAAAUACACUGACAUUUGUCAAAGAACUAGCCUCUCGCCACCAGGGCCUAUGUCCAAAACCCUCACCAGGGCUGCUCCAAGAAGUGGGAGGAGAGUGGAGCUUCUGGCGGUACCCCACAGGGCCCUCCCUCCUCAGGAGCCCAGUCAGUACUGCCUUCCCGCCCCAUUCCUGAGCCCAAGGGAGGCCUCUGCUCAGAGAACCGGAAGCAACAGUGAGUCAGUUGGGGAGGGACAGACUCAGGCAAAUCUGUCAUCUUUAAAGGUCAGCUGGAGAGACUGGUAUCACCCUCCCUUUACUAGGGACCCAAGAAAUGAGAGAUGCUUCCCUCUGCCCUCUCCUCUCCCCCUCCCCAUGGUACCUCCCCCCACCCCAUCUUGGGCUCCCUGUCCAGAACAAGGUUCCUGGCAAGACAUCACCUCCCUACUGAGCUAAGGACCAAUAAGCAGGAGAACCGCCCCCUCCCCCUAACUCAAGCCAGGCCUGUGGAACAGAUUGGGAAAGCCUCAAAUUGCAGAAACCCAGCCCUGCCCCGUCUCCUUCAUCCUGACCCCCACUCGGUGCCAAAGCUUCCUGAAGCCAGAAAGUCUUCUUAUUUUCGAUGUAGAGGACAUUUCUCUCCUAAUGGCAAAGCUGCUUAGCUCCUCCCUCCCCACUCCAGUGAGAAGGAACAGUCACUCCAUGAUCCCUGCAGCUACGCCCCCCACAUACCUCCAUGGAACCAGCACUGCUGGCAGCCCCCAUUGUGCCCUUUCCCUCUUCUCUGGCUUGGCUCCGGGACCAACUGGUAUGAAGGCUCCCCAAGACCUUCAGGCCGGAAACCCAAGCCAAAUCAGCCUUAAAUCACCUCCUAUCCAAGAACUGGACCUAAAAAUACUCCCUGAUUUCUAAUCCUCAGGACAGACCUGGUAUGAAAAGCCUUUCUGGAAUGGAGGGUGCUUUCCCACCCACCCCCCAGAAGUGUGCCCAUCCCAUAACCUCAGAGACUGUGUGGGGAGAGAGUGUCUUCUGAAGGCCAGUUCCUUCCUCCUCCCCCAACUCCGACACCUCCCCUUCUGGUCCCACCACUGCCCUGUCUUAGGACAGCCUCCCAAACAGAAUGAAAGGGCAGUGGCAGAAAGUACCCAUUUUGGAGACACAUUCUGGUUUGUGCACUUCUGGCCGUCCUGUGGGCAGAGGCUGCCUUUCCCUGCGCUCCAAGGGAACACCACCAUGUUUACCCUGGGCCUUGCAGCCUCCCUACCACACUUGAUGUGCUAAGGACUAGGAUCCUUUCAUCCCAAAGCAGGAGGGCCCCCUUUCCUACCUCCCCCUACCACCUGCUUCGACUAGAAUAUGCUGGGAGUCCUCCUGGCUUGCUUGGCUUUCCCAGCUUCCUACCUGGCCUGCCUGACUGCCUCCCCCCAACCCCAACUGGUGAGAUGUCAGGUUUGGUUUGAGUUCCGGUCCCUUCAGAGUGGACCCCAGGUGUGCUGGGCCUGGCUCCUGGAAGGUCAGGGGACCACCCUCCUGUUCCCUCUUCUCAUUCCACCAACCUCCAUCCCUCCUUCAAUUGUUAGGGUUUAUUUGUUUGUUCGUUUGUUUCGUAAAGUGAAUGCCUUACUUUUUUGGAUAAAUAUUUUUGAAGCUGGCAUUUCUAUUUCUUUUAAAUUUUUUAAUGUAAGGUUGUUUGGGUGGGGAGGGCAUUAGUUAUACCUGGAUAAUCUUCUGUCUUUGAGUUGGUCUAGGGUUAGAGUUUGUUUUGU